Trichophyton rubrum CBS 118892 is the source of this 6537-nucleotide messenger RNA. RefSeq lists its product as uncharacterized. The transcript is spliced from 2 exons. Gene Ontology annotation, biological process: proteasome assembly. Lineage: Eukaryota; Fungi; Ascomycota; Eurotiomycetes; Onygenales; Arthrodermataceae. Gene Ontology annotation, cellular component: cytoplasm; nucleus. Gene Ontology annotation, molecular function: molecular adaptor activity. The record is from RefSeq and is a predicted model, not a curated record. Bases 306 to 5381 code for a protein of 1691 amino acids.
AGAAAAGAUUCCAGGAACAGAGUUUGAUUAUCGCUUAUGUAAUACCACAAUCGAUAAGGGCGCUUAUUAGACGCCAAACGCGCGAAUAUUCGAGUUACUAAGCCAAUUAACCUUGACCCAACGUCAAACUUACAAACAAGAACACGCCAGCUUCUGGUUGCCUUGGAAAAUGUGAAGAUGGGAUAUAGUGACAUCUGCCUGGUAAAACCAAUAUACUGAUAGAAACCGAGUGAACCUACUAAAGAAGACAAGCCUGCUCCUACAUUACCAAAUUUUCGGCAGCCACUCGAUAACCAUCGAUAACCAUGGUGGAAAGCACAGAAGAAAGGGAGCUUUCACUUGUGUCCAAGUUGGAACUACGUGUUGCUCUUGCAGACUCAGAUUCAAAACUUCAAUCCCUUCUUCAUACAUAUCUUGCACCAUUACUACUGAAACUUGCAUCUGAGAAUGCCUCUGUCCGAAACAAGGUUGUGUCUCUAUGCCAGCAUAUAAAUACCAGGGUCCAAUCUCAAUCCAUCGCUCUUCCGGUUGAGGCCUUACUGAAGCAAUUCAAGGAAGCCGAUAAUUCCCUUAUCAGACACUUCGAUCUGAUCUACAUCCGACAUGGACUUAAUCGAAUGGGCCCUACAAGUCUAACUCUUCUACCGUCCUUGCUUCAUGGAAUAUCCCAGUUCAAUGGUUCCGAAGCUCAAGCUUCUAUUCUGUUUAACUUGAUACUGAAGCUACUACCCCUUAUAAAGCUACCACCUAAGGGAAGCAGGGAGGAUUUAGACUUAGGAAAAAGCAUGAAGCUUCUGCCGGGAGACAGCACAUAUCUCUCAUCCUGGUUUGGAAAAUUACUUCUUCUGACACCCACAAUAGAGGCUUGCCCAGGUUUAUCUAUGGCAGAAAUAAGAUUUUUAAGUCGCCAGUCUUCAGAUGGUGCAACUUGGGAUCCAACAGCUCCCGGAGGCUUAAAUAUCCUAGACACAAAAGUGGCCGCUUUAAAAUUCAUAAAUAGCGGUGCUUUCAAUGACUCUGACCGGUUCAUUCCUGCAUUGAUUGCAACUGCGGAUCCCAACGCACGAGUCUCGGACAUUGGAGAUGACAUCCUGAAACGAUUCCGCCCAGAUUUGGAGUCUGAUCAUGUAGUUGAUCGGCUAUUUUCUCUUUAUCUAGGCUCGACAGAGGCUGGCGGUGCCCUACCCGCCCGCCCUGCAUUGAAAAUGAAAAUUCUUCACUUUUUGAGUAAAUCGGUUCAGGCAACUACCAAAACUCAGCAUAUCAUCCGAAUCCUUAAUGAUGCCCUUACCUCCGACAGCUUUGGUGGAGCCAGAGGGCUAGAAGUAUCCAAACUACGGCAGCAAAUUUUCUCUUUUGUCACCUGGUUGACGAGGAUGGGGGCGCCUUCAGACUUAAAUUUGGUUGCGCCAAACAUAAUCAAAGCCCUGAGGGAAAUGGUCGAGGGUCAAGGCUGGCCAACCACCAGCUGGCCUUUAAAACCUGCCGAAUUUAGCUCUAGGACUCUCGCUUAUGAGUCUAUAGGGUUGCUUGCCCCGAAGGUCGAUCCAUCUUUAACUAGAGAAAACAAAAAUCCUAUUGAUAUUAACUUGCUAGAGUGGAUGUUUACUUCCCUAAGCUGUGACGCCUCUGGCCCUCAGAUUUUUGUCAGCAUCGAUGAGGCCCUUGGUGGAGUUCUCAACUCUAUAACCAAAAACUUGGAUCAGAACUCAAUAGACCAAAUUCGCCCUAUUUUAACCAGGUUUGCCACUAUUGAACCCGGAUCAAGAGAUAAAAUAACUGGGUUCAAUAUUGUGAGGAGUACGCGGUUUGCUGCUGUCCGUUUUUCCAACCGUUGUAUGCCAUACAAUGACAUCUGUGGCAGGUCUAUUGAUCUGCUGGCCAUUGCUGACGGGCAAGAUGGUGGACUUGAAAUUGCAGAAGAGGGAAGGAAAGGGCUCGAUCCUUACUGGUAUCGCAUGUUGAAUCCAUGUGAUAACAUAGCAGCUCCAGUCGCUGAGGAUAGACGAUAUGUCUUUCCGCGAUUCAAGGAACUGGCGAAGUAUCUGUUUGAGGAAGACACUGAAGAAAAUAAUAUUCUCCGUCGAGCUCUUUGGUCAAUCUUCGCUUCUGAGAAGUACACCGUUGUUUACGAAACUGCUAUCACAUAUCUUCGAAAUUUACUGCUUUGUGAAGCUCUAGUGAAUACCGAUGCGAUUCAAGACAUAGAGCACAACUGGGAGCAGCGUCUCGACAAUGUUCUUUCGAACAACAAGGAAGCUCGAGCUUCCGUUAAGGUAUAUCUUGCAGAAUGUGACGAUGUUCUUCCGCUGCUCCUGAAUGCUUGUCUAAAGGGGCUGUUCUCAAACUCUGGGCAGUCCUCUGGCCGGUCAGCCGCUCAUUUCAUUGAAAUUGCCUCUCUCACCUCCAACAAACUCCUUCAACCUCUAGUAAACCACAGUCAGGCCCUAAUAGACACCUUGCUCAAGAGAGCACCUCCACAACAAGACACAGCUGCUCAAGCCUUCGGCAUCUUGAUAAGCCACCCCAGCUGUCCUCAGGCACGUAGGGGCCAAGCAUGGGAGACUUUGUCCCCCCAUGCUACUAGUUGGCAGGCCGCUGUCGGUACUGCAGUAUACAAGGCUCGUGGAGCCCUACUAGGCCAAGCAUACAUGCUCUCCCGACUACGAAUUCGUGGCGCUCAGGUACAGGAACUGCACGAAAAAUCACAAGAGUGCUUAGAUACAGCCCUCGAUAUAUUGAAAGGCUCUCGAGAUUCUGCACUUAAGAAAGCAGCUUAUGAUGUCAUUGGACAGCUCAGCCUUUCAUCUGCCAUUACUCUGGGUGACCUCCAGGGUGAUAAGUGGGAGGCAAUUAUCGAAUCUAUCUCCACUGAUGCUAAAAAGCAUAGCGAACCUGCGAUAACUGCUCUUGGACGCUUAUCCCUAAUUAUCCCAAAAGGUGAUACCGGGUCUACCAAGGUAGACCAACUGCUCAAUUUGUUUUAUUCUCUACACGAAGUGAAAGUGAUAGAAGUACAGUUCGCCAUCGGCGAAGCCCUUAGCAUAGUGGCAGAAGGCUGGCAAUCGACUUCCCUAACAUCCUCUUUAGAUGUAGACGUUGAUAAGCCUUCUUCGGACAUUCCCUCCUACGUGCUCUCUAAGAUCCUUGAAAAGGUCAUGGGCGAUUGUAAAGCAUCCAAACCGUCAUUGAGAAAAGCGUCAGUCAUAUGGCUUCUCUGCCUUAUACAAUAUUGCGGUCGAAAUGAGGAGCUCCAGUCCCGCCUCUGGAAAUGCCAGCAAACAUUUAUCUGGCUGCUUUCUGAUAAGGACGAAACCGUCCAAGAAUCGUCUUCAAGAGGCUUAUCACUGGUAUACGAACUGGGAAGCCAAAACCUCAAAGAUGACUUAGUUCGUGACCUUGUGCGAUCUUUCACCGCUGACAGCUCUAAUAUGGGGGGCGGGAAGAUAUCUGAAGAAACGGAAUUGUUUGAGCCGGGAGCCCUACCCACUGGUGACGGUUCAAUUACCACAUAUAAAGACAUUGUCGGCCUUGCAUCUGAAGUCGGUGAUCCGAGCCUGGUCUAUCGCUUCAUGUCACUAGCUUCUAAUAGCGCUAUAUGGUCGAGUCGUGCCGCCUUUGGCCGUUUUGGUCUCAGCAAUGUUCUGUCCGACUCCAGUGAAAACGGAUAUCUUUCUCAAAAUCCAAAGCUAUACCCAAAAUUAUAUAGAUAUCGAUUCGAUCCGAAUCCCAAUGUGCAAAGAUCGAUGAAUGAUAUAUGGAAUGCCCUCGUUAAAGAUCCAAAUGCAGUCAUAGACACCAAUUUUGAUGCAAUUAUGGAAGAUCUCCUACGAAGUGUUGUGGAUGGGAAACAAUGGCGGGUGAGACAAGCUGCCUGUGCUGGUAUUGCCUCCUUACUCCAGGGUUGCCAAAUCGAAAAGUAUGAUAAGUUCUUGAGCGAAAUCCUCACAAAAUCAUUCAAAGUUCUUGACGAUAUCAAGUCAACCGUACGGCAGGCGGCGAUGUCAUUAUGUCAAACCCUUAGUGAGAUUGUUUUACGUGCUAUGGAGAGUGGUGCCACCUCAUCGAAACGAGCAAAACUCAUGCUAAAACAUAUUAUUCCAUUCCUGCUUGGCCGUGAAGGUAUCGAGUCCAGUGUGGAAGGGGUCCAGAAAUAUUCGAUCAUGACCAUCACGAAGAUCGUCAAGAAAACGCCAGGACCAUUGAUUAGGCCUUUUGCAGCCCUUAUUCUGGAGCGACUUCUCACAUCGCUCACGUCGAUAGAACCUCAGGCUGUUAACUACGUCCACCUGAAUGCUGAUAAAUAUGGAUUAACGGGCCAGGCUAUUGACAAAAUGAGGUUAACCGCUAUCCGGAGCUCACCCAUGAUGGAAUGUAUCGAGCUUCAUCUCCUCGAUUCACUCGACGAUGCGAGUAUGGCUGAAGUGGUACCUGCUUUAGAGGCUUCAAUACGCUCUGCAAUAGGCCUCCCGUCAAAAGUGGGCUGCAGCAGAGUCUUAGUAAUUCUCAGUUCUAAGCAAGUACUAUUAAAGCCUUACGCAGCUCGGUUUAUCCGUAUUUUGAGGAAACUGGUGUUAGACAGGAAUGAAACAGUCAGCGCAUCUUACAGUUCUGCUAUCGGUUACCUUACUCGCUUGGCUAGCAAUGAAGAUGUCCUGGAUACCAUCAAAUUUGCAAAAUCUCUCUAUUUCGAAUCGGAAGAUACAGCACACCGCAUUGUUGCCGGUGAAAUCAUGAAUUCCAUGUCCAAAUUGGCGAACGAUAGAGUUCAAGCAGUUGCAGCGGCCUUCCUACCCUUUAUAUUUCUUGGGAUGCAUGACACUACAGAUGAGGUUAAGGAGUUCUUUACCAAGACAUGGAAUGAUAAUGUGAGCGGCUCCAGAGUUAUUUCGUUGUACCUUGAUGAAAUACUCGACCUUGUCUCGACCAAGUUGGAUUCUCCCCAAUGGCCAAUCAAGCACGCAUCUGCUCUUUCUGUCGCCAAAGCAGUCCUUUCCAAUGACAAGAAUAUGGAUAUUCCAACGGCGAGAUCUCUCUGGCCACACCUUGAAAAGGCACUUGAAGGGAAAACUUGGGACGGGAAAGACAAAGUUCUGGAGGCUCUUGUUAAGUUUUCGAGUCUUUCCAAGGCAUUCUUGAAGGGGCGAAGUGACAUCAAGGAUCGCAUGAAGACCAUUGUCAUCCGAGAGGCCAAACGGAAGAAUGUUGACUACAGGCCCCAUGGACUAAAAGGGCUUGGACAGUUUGCUAGGAAUCUAGAGGAUCUUGACAUGACGAAAGAAACCCUUGCUAUAGUAUCCCCUGUUUUUGAGGAGAUGAUCGAAGAAGUAAAGGGUGAUAAGAUGGAUAUCGAUUCGAAAGACAGCCGAGUACCAAAGUAAGUUCCUUCUGCGUAUUACCGUCACGCUUAUACGUGCUAAUGAUCUUAUUACUGGUGUAGCAUUGAAGACAAAACAUUUAUUGCAGGGAUAGAGUGUCUGUAUAAUGUUGCAAACCCCAACAUUUCACCGUCAGGUACGUCCAUAUCCCAGGCAUAAAGCAUCACAGCCGGUGGCUCAUGUCAACUUUAUCCAAUAGUUCUCGGUCGUUAUGUGGCUGGUAUGUCCUCCGUAAUCAAGCCGGUAAUUACACAUUCCGGAAGAUCCGUAUACCCUACUUUAUUUGAUUGCGUCAAGGACCUUUUCAAUCGCGUGGAUGAACGCCUCCCCAGUGGCGGGAAGGGGGAUAGUGACUCGACAUCUAUGUCUCUAGACAAGGAACUUGUAUCAACUCUGUUCAAAGAACAUGAGUUUUUGUUCCAGGACAUCGACCUACCCAUCGAGAGUGUGAGGAGCAAAUUUGCCCAGGCAGUUUUGGCGUACGUCAAAAUCUUGAAGAAGAGUUCUUUGUCACUCGACAGCUCCCAGAAAUGUGUGAUCGAGAAGUGGAAGGCCAAUGAGCGGUCCGAAACAGUUAAAGUUGUCUGGCACGAGAUUCUUGAGCAGAUGUAACUAGUAUCAGCCUACCGAGUGUUGGGGGCAGGGCAUCAUCAACUCACAAUAACACCAUAUGACUGAUAACUGAUUCCGAUGCAGUUGUUCAUCAACUGGCCAAGGCAGCAGACUAUUCUCCUGCCAAAUCUAAUGCAGCUAUCCUCUUGUUUAGGAGUAGCUAAUGCUGUCUAACGAGCUGCAUGCAGAGUUCUCCGGAGUAAAUAGCGCCGUAUUGCAGAACGGCCAUGUGUCUCGGAGUUGCCAUGCUUGCUACCCAAAAAUAUACACAACCAGCGCUUGUUCCUAGACCCUUUCUCAUACACGGAGUAUUCCCUGAGGGUUUCAUAGAAGUCAUAUCGUAAAACUUGACCUGUCAAUGUUGCUUGACGUUAUCACGAUCAAGAUUGGAACCUCCUGUAGAUCACGGGACGCCGCUGAGUAAAAAUGUCCGUUUUGGUUGUUCCAACGACAACGUCUUCCUCCUCUGCUCUGCAGUCCGAGAUUCCACCAUUUGGCCGCCAUCUGCCAAGUGAAACAACAGAUCAGACGACUGGGUUAAUCCAUC